Oncorhynchus kisutch (coho salmon) is the source of this 5598-nucleotide messenger RNA. RefSeq names its product zinc finger protein 501-like. The coding region runs from base 166 to 1464 and encodes 432 amino acids. Gene Ontology annotation, biological process: regulation of transcription by RNA polymerase II. Gene Ontology annotation, molecular function: DNA-binding transcription factor activity, RNA polymerase II-specific; RNA polymerase II cis-regulatory region sequence-specific DNA binding. NCBI's taxonomy places the organism in Eukaryota, Metazoa, Chordata, Actinopteri, Salmoniformes, Salmonidae. The transcript is spliced from 2 exons. The record is from RefSeq and is a predicted model, not a curated record.
UGUCUCUGUAUUACUACUAGCCGACUCAGAUUAAGUCUGAGGCCGGUAACAUCAACAGUGAGGACAAACCCAGCCUGCCUCUCUCCUUCCACACUGAGUAGAAACCUACAGUCACUGGGUCCUGAUUGUGACAGUGGAGCCCAGUUUGCACUGCAGGAUCCAGAGAUGGCAUCAGUGAAGCUGGAAGACUGCAGUCAAACACUGGAGCUGAAUGUCAACAUUAAAGAUGAAGAAGAGGAGGAGAAGAUUGGGAAAUCGGUUUCUCAUGGAGACCAUGUUGAGACAGUCUCUACCUCCAGAGAGCAACAGCAGGAAGAUCACAGAGCUAAGAGGUCUCACCACUGCCCACGUUGUAAGAAGAGUUUCUCAAUUCUAUCAAAGUUAAAAAUACACCUAAAAAUACACACAGGAGAGAAUCUGUAUUCCUGUACUGACUGUGGGAAGAAUUUCACAACAUUAAAAUUUCUGACAGUUCAUGAACGGAUACACACAGGAGAGAAGACCUACUCCUGCUCUAAUUGUGUAAAAUGCUUCACAUCGUCAACUAAGCUAAAAAUUCAUCAGAGAACACACGCAGGAGAGAAGCCUUACUUAUGCUCUGACUGUGGGGCUAGUUUCUCUCGACUGGGACACCUAAAAACACAUAAACGUAUACAUACAGGAGAGAAGCCUCACUCCUGCUCGGACUGUGGAAAGAGUUUCUCUCGACUGGGCAACUUAAAAACACAUGAACGUAUGCAUACAGGAGUAAAGCCUUACUCCUGCUCUGACUGUGGAAAGAGUUUCUCUCGACUGGGCCACCUAAAAACACAUGAACGUAUACAUACAGGAGAGAAGCCUUACUUCUGCUCUGACUGUUUAAAAUGCUUCGCAACAUCAACUGAGCUAAAAGUUCAUCAGAGAACACACACAGGAGAGAAGCCUUACUCCUGCUCUGAUUGUGUAAAAUGCUUCUCAACAUGCUCUGGGCUUGAAGGUCACCGGAGAACACACACAGGAGAGAAGCCUUACUCCUGCUCUAAUUGUGUAAAAAGUUUCACAUCAUCAACUAAGCUAAAAAUUCAUCAGAGAACACACACAGGAGAGAAGCCUUACUUAUGCUCUGACUGUGGGGCGAGUUUCUCUCGACUGGGCCACCUAAACACACAUGAGCGUAUACAUACAGGAGAGAAGCCUUACUCCUGCUCCGACUGUGGAAAGGGCUUCUCUCGACUGUGCAACUUAAAAACACAUGAACGUAUACAUACAGGAGAGAAGCCUUACUUAUGCUCUGACUGUGAAAAAUGUUUCACAACAUCAACUGAGCUUAAAGUUCAUCAGAGAACACACACAGGGGAGAAGCCUUACUCCUGCUCUGAUUGUGUAAAAUGCUUCACAACAUACUCUGGGCUAAUAGGUCAUCAGAGAACACACACAGGAGAGAAGCCUUACUCCUGCUCUGACUGUGUAUGCAUACGUUCAUGACUGGGAAAGGUUUCUCUACUGGGCCACCUAAAAACAUAAACGUAUGCAUACAGGAGAGAAGCCUUACACCUGCUCUGACUUUUAAAAAGUUUAUCUCGAAUGGGCCAGUUAAAAAUACAUCAAAUAUACAUCAAAUCAGAAGAGCCUCAUCAGUUCUCAAAGACCAGCUGAGAUUAAAGUCACUCCAUCACUUAAGUCUCGUAAAAGAAGUGAUAACAGUGAGCUGGUUCAAAUGAAGAAAGCGUAGAACAUUUGCAAUCCUAUUGUUUCUCAGUGUGAGAGAACUGUGCAGAGGAAAGGGAGCGUUCUUGAAUGUUAGCCUGUCUUUACUUUACUGAUCAGUGUGCACCUUGCCAGUUUGUGUGUUUUGUUAGCUUCUACUGUAAAGAUAUUGAGAUGACCUUGGAUUUGCCCUUAGGGUUGAAUAUCCUCUGUGAGGCGUCUCACAAUGGAGUGGUUGACUGGGUGGUACUGCUUCCCUGAGCUGGUAGACACAACCUACACUGAGUGUAUAAAACAUUAAGGACACCUGCUCUUUCCAUCACAUAGACUGACCAGCUGAACCCAGAUGAAAACUAUGAUCCUUAAUGAUCUAGUUGUUUUGUAUUUAUUAUGGAUCCCCAUUAGCUUUCAGCAAAAAACAAGAAACUGCGGUUGCAAUGGGCUAAGGAAUGAAAACACUGGAAAAUUUGAAAAAUAUUGCCUGGUCUGAUGAACCCUGGUUCCUGCUGUGUCAUGCUGAUGGGAGGACUAGGGUAUGGAGGAAACCAUGAGUACAUGUAUCCCUGCUGUGUGUCAACAUUGCAGGCUGGUGGUGAUGUGUUUUCAUGACACAUAUUGGACCCCUUGAAAGAAGUGGAGUAACAUUUGAAUGCCAUAGGAUAUCUAAACAUCAUUGCCAAUCAGGUGCAUCCCUUCAUGGCAGCAGUGUAUCCAUCUGCAAAUAGAUUUCUUCAGCAGGACUAUGCCACAAGGCUUGUCCAGGAUUGGUUCCAAGAACAUGACAGUGAAUUCAGUUUACUGCAGUGGCUUGACGAGUCACCAGAUCUCAAUCCAAUUGUUCAUCUGUGGGAGGAGAUGGAAGGAGCUAUUCAGAGUAGAGAUCCACUCCCAGCCACAUUGACACAAUUGUGGGAAGCAUUGGAGUCAACAUGGGCCAGAAUCCCUGUGGAUGCUCUCAACACCUUGGGAGUCCAUGCCCCAACGACUUGGGAAUGUUCUGAGGACAAAGGGGGCUGCAACUCAAUAUUAGGAAGGUGUUUCAACUGUUUUGUACGCUCCGUGUAUAUCAGAUAAAGAUGAUGUGAUGAUCAGCUUUCAGCAUUAGUUUGGGUGGAUUAUUUUAUAUUACUAAACAACUUUUGUUUAAUGAUAAACAGACUAUGAAUCGACUACUUGUGUUUAUUAAAUGUUAUUUUAAUAUUAGAUUCAAUAUUUUAGUCAUUGAUGAUGAAUGUAUUUGAAUAACUGUAUUGAAGUUAAUUGAUCUGGCAGGUAGCCUAGCGGUUAAGAGUGUUGGGCCAGUAACUGAAAGGUCGCUGGUUUGAAUCCCGAGCCGACUAGGUGAAUAAUCUGUCAUUGUGCCCUUGAGCAAGGCAAUUAACUCUUAUAGUUUCCUGUAAAUCGCUCUGGAUAAGAGCAUCUGCUAAAUGACAAGGAUGUUAUGAAAAAUGUUUGUACAUUCAUUUUAAAAAAUACCUUUAUUUAACUAGUCACGUCAACUAGAACAAAUUCUUAUUUUCAAUGACGACCUAGGAACAGUGGUUUAACUGCUUUGUUCAGGGGGAGAACAACAGAUUUUUACCUUGUCAGCUCGGGGAUUUCAUCUUACAACCUUUCGGUUACUAGUCCAACGCUCUAACCACUAGGCUACCUGCCUCCUCUACACUCUAACCACUAGGCUACCUGCCUCCUUUACACUCUAACCACUAGGCUACCCUGGCACCCCGAUGGGCAACCACUUUUUUAAAUCUUGUGUAUAAUUAAAUUAUAAUGAAAUGUUUGAAGUGACAUACUGUAUAUACAAUACACAACAUUACCACUUUGUUUACCCUGGCCAGAGGGACAGGACCAUAGUAAACUAGACUAUGUAGCUGCUGCUGUUAGUAGCCUACAGUUUCCAUGUAAUACAGCAUGUCAGAUCACUAAUGAUUAGGUGUAUAGACUGCUACAUUUAUGCAAGAGGUUUUGCUUGUGUCUGUCGGGAGAGAUGUAUUAUCAGCUUGUUAAAUAACUACCGGAGGAAAGUGGAGAGGCGUCUUGAGCUUUGUGCCCGGCCCGCCUUACAUGGUCAAGAGACGCAGAGAACCUGCAGCAGCACCCUGAUGUGAAGAACAGCCCUUACAAAAAUGUAGGAUUGUAGUACAAUUAAAAAAUAUAUAGCAUGGUAUUUUCGUGGAAUGGUAGUGACCAAAUGUAUGUUUUCCAUUGUACUGGGCCUAGAAACAUAGAAGAAACUGCCAGAUGUGUCAUAAUAGCCUGGAAGUAAAGCUGCACUGGGAGACACAUUUGAAAUGGAAUACAUUGAAUACAUUCAGCAGGGUGAAACAAUCACAGUAAAACAUGAUUUAAAUGUAUUGUUGGAAGGGCUGUGGUCACCAGUCAUGUAAUACAUUAAAUAUAUACAUCAGAUGGUAUUGGGGAACUAUUUCAUAGGGUUUUCAUGGGUACAUUAUUCACCCAUUUCAAUCUUAUACCAACCAAACAUAUGCUUGGUGUGACUGUUAUGGCCAGAACAGACCAUCUGAUAUGCCCUUAAAUAUUGUAAUAUGCAACCUGGAAUUAAAAUGUAAGAGGACCAGUGCUUCUACAGUGAAUCACAUCUGUGCUGUUUGAGAGAGAUGUAACAAAUUAAAACGUAUCAACGUCUGAUUUAUAUUUACAACGACAGGGGGUGCACCGUUCCUGGAGGUACUGCAAUACCAGGUCGAUGCGUGGAGUGGACGGAGCAAGCCCCUAUUCCAUCUCCCUGUUCCAAAAAUCUAUUUAAUAUAUGGUCCCCAGAUAGGGGACGUGUCAGAUAUUAAACUGAUGAGAACAGAUUUAAAAUAUAUCAUUUUUAUUUUCAUUUCUCUAUGGAUGUCCCCCCCCCCCCCUAAAGGAAAUUAAACAGUACCCGUAUGAAUGUUUUUCAUACACAAGGGAAGGGAAUGGGAAGCCCAAGGGCAAGGUGAAGUAUUUGGUAUUUAUUCACAUAUGUAGUCAGUUUAUCUACUGUUUAUUAUUUCUCCAGUGGAUGUAAAUGCUGGUGUUAUAUGUAGAGGAGAACGCAAUCAUUUGGAAAGGUGGAAUUAUUGAAUAUUAUGUUAAUACUAAUAACAAUUUACCACUCUCAAAAGGAACAAUGUAUUUUUACCUCUAGAUUUGAUAUUUUAUUUUGAAUUCGUUUUUUUCUAGCCAUUUACCAAAACAUGUGUUGAUAAUUUAUUUGAAAUAAUGAUUGUGAUUGUGCAUUUAAUAUAUAUAUUUUUUAAUCUUUAUUUAACCAGGCAAGUCAGUUAAGAACAAAUUCUUAUUUUCAAUGACGGUCUAGGAACAGUGGGUUAACUGCCUGUUCAGGGGCAGAACGACAGAUUUGUACCUUGUCAGCUCUAACCACUAGGCUACCCUGCCUAUAUAUAUUCAAUGUUAUCUUAUAAGGAAGGGUUGAAUUUGGACUUUUCAGUAGUCAUUAGAAGUUCGAAACAGGAAUGUUUAUUUAGGGUUUGAACUAACGGGUUGCCUCCCACAAUGUAGACAAUGGCUGUUGCGAUUGAACCACAUGAUUAAAGAUGCUGUCUUUGUCUCAGCUUAGACUUCCCUUAGAGUGUACGUCAGAGGUUCAAACUGUAGAACCCAGUUCCUACAUUUUAAAAUAUAUAUUUUUUGAAUCAAUCAAACCUAUGCUACAUUUGUAUCUCUGAGGCCAUCAGGAUGACGAAUCAGAGCAACAUUACUGAAUGUAAGUACAUUAUUUACCUUCAGAGGGGAAUGUAUUAAACCAGUUGCCGAGAUAAGUGUUUUGUUGUUGUGCACUCUACUCAUCAAUAGCAUGGUAUUGUUUCUCUGUAAUGGCUACUGUAAAUUGGACACUGUAGUUAGAUUAACAAGAAUGAACAAGAAUAUAAAUAAAGACAUGUCUGUCCCGGAAAGUUG